This is a messenger RNA of Miscanthus lutarioriparius, 711 nucleotides long. The record is from the annotation of a GenBank genome assembly. Lineage: Eukaryota; Viridiplantae; Streptophyta; Magnoliopsida; Poales; Poaceae.
AUGGCUUCCUUCCCCUUUAGCGUUUGCAUCAUUUGUGCCACUAAAGCUCCUGCCGCCGUGAGGGAUUUCUUGAUGCCUCCCAGCUCCCAGAUGGGCAUACAACUCACACUACUCAUACUCAGUUCAUGUAGCCUUUACAGUAUGUAUCCUUCUUCCUCUUCUUCUUCCUUCUCGGAAUCGUCUUCGCUCGCAUUGCUGGUGCUUGUCAUCUCCACCUGCCUCUCCUUGCUUUUCACCAACCUCAGAAAGCUACUCAGAGACAACACCCACAAAGCUAAGGCUCCAGCUUCCAUGGAAGAAGCUGUGACUGUGUACCAGGAGAAGAGCAUUGUGCCACAAGAUGAGGUGCCGGAGGAUGCACCGGAGGGUUUGAUGGGAAACCUAUCAGAUUCUUCAGAGUGCACGACGAACGACGAGGAAGAGGGCACCGAGGAAGGCUCGAUGUCAGAUGAAGCUGACGACGACGACGAUGAGAGCCUCAUUGAGAUCUCCCUUGUCGAUGGCCACUACGUGGGCGGCGCAGAGCAAGCUGAACAGCGAUGCGCAUACAACUACAAGAAGGACCUCCUCGCGGAGUUCCUGCCGGAUUUGCUGCUGGACAGGAGAGAUUUCUUCGACAUCUUGUCAGAGAUCAGCGAGGAGGACAGCCUGAUCGAGAUUGACAUCGCAAGAGGCUCCAUCAAGUGCUCCAACUUGGAUAUCAAGGCAUGA